AUGCCCAUUGAUGAUGCAACUCUUGCUAAGGAGAACACAGAUGGACUAGAGAAAGCAAUUAAUGUAGAGACUCAAGUCCGGAAAGUUGAUAAUGCUGAUGAGGUUGGCGCAAAUAAGGGGAAAGAGAAGAUUAUGGAUCCUCUCCCUAUUGUGCCUAAGUUGCCUUUCCCUUACCGGAUGCAGAAAACCAAGGUCGAUCAACAACUUGGUAAGUUCUUGGCAAUGGUCAAGAAUCUUGAGGUAACGGUCCCUUUUACUGAUUUAAUAUCUCAAGUUCCUGUUUAUGCAAAAUUUUUGAAAGAGAUGAUCACUAAGAAAAGGGAUUAUGGUCGUGUGGAGAGAGUCGCUCUAACUGAAGAGUGUAGUGCCAUAUUGCAAAAUAAGUCUCCACCCAAACUUAAGGAUCCGGGUAGUAUUUCCAUCCCCUGUCAUGUAGGUGCAUUAUUCAUUGAUAAAGCAUUGUAUGAUUUAGGUGCAAGUAUGUCUGUCAUGCCCCUUUCUGUCUGUAAUAGGUUGAAUAUGGGAAAACUAAAGUGCACAAAAAUCACGUUGCAAAUGGCAGAUCAUUCUAUAAAGUAUCCCUUGGGUAUUUUGGAGGAUGUUCCUGUCCGGGUGGGGAAAUUCUACAUUCCUGUUGAUUUUGUAGUGCUAGAUAUGGAGGAGGAUAGUCAAAUUCCCAUAAUUUUGGGUAGGCUAUUUUUAUGUACUGCAGGUGCUGUUAUUGAUGUUAAGUCUAGGUCUCUUACUUUGAGUGUUGGUGAUGAUACUGUUACUUUUAAUCUAACCAAUACUGUGAAGUCUCCUAUGCUUGAGAAUACUUGUUGCAGGAUUGAUAUUGUAAAAGAGAUUUCUCUAGACAAUAUUCCUAGAAUGUUGUAUGAUGAUCUAUUGCUGGCGACUCUCACCUUGGAAGCCCAGAAAGGAGAAGGAGAUUGUGAGAUUGAUUCCUUGAUCUCGGAUCUAGAUGGAAGUGAAGCUGAGAAGGUCGACGGUUUUGAGGUAUUGGAAACUGUUUUCUCUAUUUCCGAGCCACAGGUAACGAAGGUAGAACUAAAACCAUUACCUUCUCACCUUAAAUAUGCAUUUCUUGAUGAUAAUGAGGAUUUUCCUGUGAUCGUUAAUGCUGCACUCGACGAUAGCCAGCUUUCUAAGCUUCUGACCGUGCUCCGUAUGCACAAAAAGGCAAUCGGGUAUAGCAUUGACGAUCUCAAGGGAAUUAGUCCUGACUUUUGUAUGCAUAGAAUUAACUUGGAAGCAGAUCACCGCCCUCGCAUACAGCCACAAUGUCGUUUGAAUCUUAAUAUGCAAGAUGUGGUGAGAAAAGAGGUAGUGAAACUACUUGACGCGGGCAUCAUCUAUCCCAUUUCAGAUUCUAAAUGGGUGAGUCCGGUGCAAGUCGUUCCCAAGAAGGGGGAGACAACUGUUGUUAAGAAUGAUAAGGAUGAGCUUAUCCCCACUCAUGUUGUUACAGACGACCAGGAGAAGACGACGUUCACUUAUCCUUAUGGAACUUUUGCAUACCGCAGAAUGCCGUUUGGUUUGUGCAACGCCCCUGCUACGUUUCAAAGGUGUAUGAUGGCCAUUUUUUCUGACUUCAUCGAGGAUAUCAUGGAGUGCCACUUUAUGGUCAAUGAAGGAGUGGUACUUGGUCAUCUUAUUUCUGAGCGUGGCAUCCAAGUUGACCGAGCAAAGAUUGAGGUGAUUGAGAAACUUCCCCCUCCCGUGAAUGUCAAGGGAGUGAGGAGUUUUCUUGGUCAUGCGGGUUUCUAUCGCCGUUUCAUAAAAGAUUUUUCUAAAAUUGCGAAACCCCUUACUCAAUUAUUGCUCAAGGAUGCCACAUUUGAGUUCACUGAUGCUUGUUUGGAGUCUUUCGACAGGAUUAAGAGAGCAUUGAUAACUGCUCCAAUCAUUCAGCCCCCGGAUUGGGAUUUGCCGUUCGAAAUUAUGUGUGAUGCGAGUGAUUAUGCUAUUGGAGCAGUGCUUGGUUACAGAAAGAAUAAGGUGUUGCAUGCAAUCUAUUAUGCAAGCAAAACCUUGGAUGGAGCUCAGAUGAAUUAUGCUACUACUGAGAAAGAGCUCCUUGCGGUUGUUUAUGCUCUUGACAAAUUUUGGACGUACCUUGUUGGUUCGAAAGUCAUUAUACACACUGAUCAUGCCGCUUUGAAGUAUCUGUUGGCCAAGAAAGAGGCCAAACCGAGACUUAUUCGAUGGAUUCUUCUUCUCCGGGAGUUUGAUUUGGAGAUUCGGGAUAAGAAGGGUGCUGAGAAUGUUGUUGCAGAUCAUCUCUCUCGGUUGAAAUUUCAAUCUAGCACAGAUGGGCCUAUCAAUGAUUCGUUUCCUGACGAUCAUCUAUUCUCUGUGUCUACUCAAUCCCCAUGGUAUGCGGACUUUGCAAACUAUUGUGUUGGUGGCUCCCAUCCUCCAGAAUUGACAUAUCAACAACGUAAGAGAUUCUACCAUGAUGCUAAGCGGUAUUUUUGGGAUGAUCCACAUUUGUACCGGAAGUGUGCCGAUGGUAUGUUUCGUAGGUGUGUAGCGGAUUGGGAUACCCACGGGGUUCUUAAGCAUUGCCACAGUGUACCUUCUAGUGGUCAUCUUGGUGCUAUUCCGACCUCCCAUCGAACUCUUCAAAGUGGUUUCUAUUAG
Molecule: messenger RNA, 2646 nt
Organism: Spinacia oleracea (spinach)
Lineage: Eukaryota; Viridiplantae; Streptophyta; Magnoliopsida; Caryophyllales; Amaranthaceae
Exons: 3
Coding region: 1-2646 (881 amino acids)
Source: RefSeq, a predicted model, not a curated record